GAAAAUUCAGAAAGCAAAAAUACGAAACCAAAAUGUCCGCAUUCUAUAGUUUCUUGGCAGUUUUUGGUGUUUUGGCCGUUAUAACUGUUGGUUUAGCAGAUGAUGACAUUUUUACAAGCAAGGUUUUGAAUGACAAGGAGUACUAUGUGGGAGCAUUUAGCAAGGUCAAUUGGUAUCGUGCAGCUCAAACAUGUGCUGCACAUGGCAUGACACUGGCCUCCAUCGAAUCCAGUGCAGAAUAUGAGAGCCUCCGAAAUUAUUUACGUGAAAAAAAACUUUAUGGUAAUCAAUACUGGCUUUCUGGUACCAAUUUGCCCGCAAGUUCCGAUUAUGUUUGGUUAAUGUCGGGCACUCGACUUUCCUACACCAAAUGGGCCACUAAUCCAAGCACCACGGCCAAUCAAUGUGUUCGCACAAAUGAUAAUUUCUUGUGGGUAACCGGUGCUUGCACUGAGUCUCAUUACUUCAUUUGCUCUCGACCAGUUGAACCGGCAUGUGGCGUAUUUGGUAGAUGUCAGUUUAAAUACAAUCCAAAUGUUCAAUUGUAAUCAAGGGACAAAUAAACAAUGAAAAUGCUUAAUAAUUAAAAACAAAAA
Messenger RNA from Musca domestica (house fly), 596 nucleotides. Its product is annotated as macrophage mannose receptor 1. Gene Ontology annotation, molecular function: carbohydrate binding. The transcript is spliced from 3 exons. The record is from RefSeq and is a predicted model, not a curated record. Gene Ontology annotation, cellular component: external side of plasma membrane. Bases 33 to 548 code for a protein of 171 amino acids. Gene Ontology annotation, biological process: biological process involved in interspecies interaction between organisms. NCBI's taxonomy places the organism in Eukaryota, Metazoa, Arthropoda, Insecta, Diptera, Muscidae.